AUGAACGGGGAUCUCAGUCUAUCCCAGUCUCUGGGAGGACUACGAAUAGCCAACCCAGACGAUUCGCCCUUGCCCGAAGAUGCGACCGGGUCAAUGGCCCACAGCCCGUUCGGACGCGGUGGUUCGGUAUCAACACACAAUUCCGAGUCGACCUUCCCGCCCGCUCCCAGCGAAGGUCCCGAAGACCGCCGACCCUCAUAUAUUCCAGAUUCACAGCCAACAUACCAAGCGUACGCUCCCCACUCAACACCGCCAAACAACCGACCCCUUUCCUCCGUAUACGCGAACGGUUCGGCAACUUCCAUUCUCCCCCGGGACAACAACUAUCGCAUACGAACCGAUUCCGGUGCAUCCUCCACAUCUGGCUCUCAAGCGCGAGUAGAUACACGAGGGGGCUCAUCGGCACUACAUGCCGGUGUACUCGCGCGCGACAACUCCCACAGCGACCGGUCAUACCGAACCACCCAAAUCCCCGGGAACGGCCCGGCGGUGAUGCGGCAGACGUCUCGGGCACACGCACGAGCAGGCGGCGCAUCUCAGAUGGCCCGAUCAUCCUACAUGGCAGAGAACGGCCCAAUGGCAAGUAGCGAAGAGUGGCAGGAGCGUGGGGCGGCGGUCUCCGUCCGACAGGAGAUUGACGCAAAUGGGCAGACCGUCUCCCGCUUCGUUAAGAAGGGGGUCCGGGAUUUCUCGUUUGGAAACACUCUCGGAGAGGGCUCUUACAGUACCGUCGUCCUGGCUACGGACCGGCAGACACUGAAGGAAUUCGCAAUCAAGAUUCUAGACAAACGACACAUCAUUAAGGAGCGAAAGGUUAAAUACGUGAACAUCGAGAAGGAUACACUGAAUCGCCUUACGGACCACCCGGGUGUCGUGCGGCUAUACUAUACAUUCCAGGAUGAGCAGUCACUUUACUUUGUGUUGGACCUAUGCAAAGGCGGAGAAUUGUUGGGCGUUCUCAAGAGGAUGACCACAUUCGAUGAGGAAUGUACGAGGUUCUACGGCGCGCAGAUUCUCGACACUAUAGACUACAUGCACAGGCGCGGGGUCAUCCACCGAGAUUUGAAGCCUGAAAACGUGUUGCUCGACUCCGGGAUGCAUAUCAAGAUCACUGAUUUCGGUACCGCCAAGAUCCUGGAGGCGCCACGGGCAGAUCCCAAUUCGAACGGCAUGCCACCUCUCGACUCGAAUGAAAUUCCCAAGGAAGAGCGCGCGAGCUCUUUUGUCGGCACUGCGGAAUACGUCAGUCCCGAACUUUUGACCGACAAAAACGCCUGCAAAGCCAGUGACCUGUGGGCGUUUGGCUGCAUUAUAUAUCAGCUUUUGGCUGGCCGACCACCCUUCAAGGCUGGAAAUGAGUAUCAGACUUUCCAAAAGAUCGUCGCACUUGACUACGAGUUCCCAAUUGGCUUCCCUGCAGUGGCCCGUGAUCUUGUUGAGCGACUUUUAGUACUCGAUCCCGCACGACGUCUCCAGAUCGAGCACAUUAAGAACCAUGAGUUCUUCACUGGCGUGACAUGGGGACCCGAUAUGUGGAAGCAGAAAGCCCCUCGCUUGAAGGCCUAUGUUCCUCCGGCCCGGGAUCCCAUCAAGCUCAACGAGAGCAAAGACGGCGAGACCCUGGCCCCGGUAAUCUCAACCGCCCCCUCCAAUGCGCCAAAUGCCAGUUCUCGUCACCUUCCACGUGUAGUGACAGAGCUUCCACCUCCGAGCCAGCUGGAUAUCGAAUGGUCUCCGGUGCUCAACAAAUCCAACGAACGAAUUUUGAAGCUGGGGAACUUUGUGGUUCUCUCUUCUGCCGCCUCUCACAGUCCCACUUCCAAGAAUAGCAGUGGUGAAUUCGAAGCUCCCAAGAAAUUCUCCCGGUUCUUCUCGGGGAGCGCCACAAAGAAACGACAACGGCUGGUGAUGGUCACAUCUUCUGCGCGUAUCAUCAUGGCUGCGUCGGGCGGCGACGAUAAGAAGGUCAAGCUUGAAGUCUCACUUCUCGCCCCAGGGACGAGUUACCGAAGCACGACAGAUUCCAAAGGAAUCUCAUCGUGGAUCGUGGACACCAGAGACAAGCACUACGUUUUCGAGGAUCCCAAACCCUCCUCCAGCAGCGUUGGCGCCACAGCAGUUCAAGUCCAGGAAUGGUUGGACGCACUGGACAGAUCCCGAGAGAUGGCUGCACAACAACAAAACGCAGGUUUCUCCGACGAUGCUUACCGUGACCUAUCAUCGGGCUUUCCCAGCCCGGCCAACACGAUAGAUCGCACAUCCGACAUGCAGAAAGAUGAUAGAGGCCCAUCAUCAUCAGGUCGCAACCAUCUAGUGAAACACCAAGCCACCGACUCCGAUUCAACGAAGGGGAGGAAACGAUUCAGCAAGCGGCAUUCCAAGAAUGGACUCGCGGCCGUAUUCUAG
Messenger RNA from Penicillium salamii, 2406 nucleotides. The record is from the annotation of a GenBank genome assembly. Lineage: Eukaryota; Fungi; Ascomycota; Eurotiomycetes; Eurotiales; Aspergillaceae.